Molecule: messenger RNA, 2906 nt
Organism: Pan troglodytes (chimpanzee)
Lineage: Eukaryota; Metazoa; Chordata; Mammalia; Primates; Hominidae
Gene: CDIP1
Product: cell death inducing p53 target 1
Exons: 7
Coding region: 415-1041 (208 amino acids)
Biological process (GO): intrinsic apoptotic signaling pathway in response to DNA damage by p53 class mediator
Cellular component (GO): nucleus; cytoplasmic side of lysosomal membrane; cytoplasmic side of late endosome membrane
Molecular function (GO): zinc ion binding
Source: RefSeq, a predicted model, not a curated record
AAGAAUGUGAUGAAACGGGCGCAAUUCAAAGUCUGGAGUGGGGCAGGUGCUCCCUGCCUCGUGUACAUUGGGCAAACAGGCCCCGACCAUCCCACGUGCUCAGCCCCAGCUCCAGGCCAAAUCGCCUCCGCUCCCACUGACGUCAUCACGGCGCAUCACGUGCCUCCCGAGACCCCACCCCCCACCGUGACGUCCCGGGCCUCGGCCCUGGUCCAAAGUCUACCCGCCUCCUUGUGACAGAAGUGCGACUGCCAGCUGCCGAGGCGUUCAGUCCUGCUGUUCCGGCCGCUGCCCCAGGGCUGCGGGGACGCUCCCGGAGCCCUGCCUGUUCCCUGUCCAUCCAGGCCAGCAGCUGAAGGAGCCUCACCUGCCUCCCUUCUCUGGGUAGCACGGAUUUGAGGAGAAGCAGCGAAGAUGUCCAACGAGCCUCCCCCUCCUUAUCCUGGGGGCCCCACAGCCCCACUUCUGGAAGAGAAAAGUGGAGCCCCGCCCACCCCAGGCCGUUCCUCCCCAGCUGUGAUGCAGCCCCCUCCAGGCAUGCCACUGCCCCCUGCGGACAUUGGCCCCCCACCCUAUGAGCCGCCGGGUCACCCAAUGCCCCAGCCUGGCUUCAUCCCCCCACACAUGAGUGCAGAUGGCACCUACAUGCCUCCGGGUUUCUACCCUCCUCCAGGCCCCCACCCACCCAUGGGCUACUACCCCCCAGGGCCCUACACGCCAGGGCCCUACCCUGGCCCUGGGGGCCACACAGCCACAGUCCUGGUCCCUUCAGGAGCUGCCACCACGGUGACAGUGCUGCAGGGAGAGAUCUUUGAGGGAGCGCCUGUGCAGACGGUGUGUCCCCACUGCCAGCAGGCCAUCACCACCAAGAUCUCCUACGAGAUUGGCUUGAUGAAUUUCGUGCUGGGUUUCUUCUGUUGCUUCAUGGGAUGUGAUCUGGGCUGCUGCCUGAUCCCCUGCCUCAUCAAUGACUUCAAGGAUGUGACGCACACAUGCCCCAGCUGCAAAGCCUACAUCUACACGUACAAGCGCCUGUGCUAACGGAGCUGGGACUCGGGACUCCCCUGCCUGUCAGUCUGGCCCCCUGUGCUUUGCUCCCUGCGCUCAGUGGUCACUUUCCCGCUCCCACUUGGGGCUGGGAGCCGUGCCACCAUCCCCUAGAAGUCCUGUCCUCUUCACCCUGCCCUACCUGAGCAGCUGACUCUUCUGGCAAAAAUUCUGUUGGGAUUUAAGGCCAAGGGUCAGUGGGUGGCAGGGGGCUGGCAAUGAGCUUGUGUGUUGUUGGUCUGCUUGGUGUGUGUGAUCGGGAAGAUAAGCUGGGAGGGGUCUCCUGCUGGGGUCCUGAUUCCUCUGUUUCCAAACAAGGUACAGGUUCAGUCCAGACUCUUUCCCCCUGGGACCAACAGCAGCCAGAGCAGUAGCCAGUUAGUCCCCAGGCCUGUGGCCACAGGCGUUUCUGACCUGCUGGGCCGAGAAUGGGUAAGUUGUCUGGAGUCAGGUGGGCCCACGUAGGACAGGGUCACAAAGCCUGGGUUUGUUUCUGGGUACAUUGCGCCUCUGGGGUGCUAGAGGUGGGGCAUGGUGGCUGGAAGUAAAACUGCCAACUCUGGCCCUCAGAACUCUCAGGUAUAGAAGCCCAGGAUGUCUAAUACCCUGUCCCAGUGCCCGAGAGCUGCCUGGUGUCAGGUAGAGAGGACACUGUACCUGGGUGAAUGAUCAGACCCUGGUAGCUAAGAAGGAACUUGUCCCUUUGAGUCAGUGUGCAGACCCCCUUUCAGGCCAUGCCUCUGUGAACCCUGUAUUGCUGGGGCCGGAAGGAGCCCCUGAGCCUAGCCCCUUCCCGUCUGCCCUGUGUCCUCACUGCGUGUGGGUAUGACCUCUGCCUGGUGGCUGGUGUGUCCCAACUGGGCAAGAGAUGGCAGAGGGUCCCCCUUGUGGGUGCGCUUGGAUGUGCAGAGCCUUCUCCAUGGAUUUUCUUCCCUGUAAGUGCCAGGCCCCUCGCCCCAGCUGACAGGCUGUUGCUGUGCCUGCUCACACCUGCUCCUGCAGGCACACUGGGCUAGGGACGAGGAAGGAGCAGCCACAAGUGGUAGAACUGCCUUGGUGGACACCAGCCUCGCCCUGUCUUUAUUUCCUGAAUGGUUUGUGAACUUGCUCACCUGGACCGCUGUAUCCUGCCACUGUCCUUCCUGGUCUCGCACUGCCACUGCAUGGCCUCCUGUCACUGUGAAUCGUGGCCCAGUCUCAGUUUGUAGUUUCUCAUUAAAUUGGCCCUUUCACUCCCCCGCCCUGGGCCUCUGCUCUCUUGCCUGGCUUCCUUCUUUUUUGAGGGAAAGAGGGUGGGGCUGCAGGCAGUCUACUGGCAGGACGGGAGGCUGAGUCCUCAGGGUCUCACACCCUCAGUGCUGAUGCCAUGCCAACUGCCUGGGACAACACCAACACGUAAGGACCUAAUUAAACGAAACCAGAGUCGGGUGUAGACCAGCCCUGGGAUUUCCAGCUGUGACUGGGCCAGGGCACACGUUGGUCUCGGCAGUGGCUGUAAGGUCACCUUCCUUCCUCUGAUGCUGGUUUCAACCAUCUAUAUAUGGCAUCCACGCAUGGGAUCUGCAAGCUGGAGCCCUCCUACCCGCAGGCUUGAGCACAGCAUCAUCCAGCCCUGGGGAGGCGCACCCUUAAGCAAGACAGACUCGGCCGAGGCUGACAGGCAGAAGACUAACAGAGCGCAGUCUGCACACGCAGGUUCUGGGCCACCUCUGGCCCUGGCCAUCUCUGCACUAACUCAUCUGAAUUAUGAAGGUGGCAGUCUUGGUCAGUAGUUUAAAGAGUUUCCCUACUUUUUAACCCUUUUUGAAAUAAAACUUUUACAGGUAGUAGAUUCCUAUUAAUAAAAUUAUUUAAGUUCA